Molecule: messenger RNA, 1407 nt
Organism: Cladophialophora psammophila CBS 110553
Lineage: Eukaryota; Fungi; Ascomycota; Eurotiomycetes; Chaetothyriales; Herpotrichiellaceae
Exons: 2
Coding region: 1-1407 (468 amino acids)
Molecular function (GO): hydrolase activity, acting on carbon-nitrogen (but not peptide) bonds, in linear amidines
Source: RefSeq, a predicted model, not a curated record
AUGCUCAUCACUCGAACGACGAGGGCGCUUGGCUUGUUUUCAUCCACAAUCAAGUCCACCUCGUAUUCAUCAUUCUCGAGACUUGCUCCUUUCGGCCAAACGUACACCCGCACGCUGAGCACCACCACACAGGCCACUAUUCCCUCGUACACCGUGAACAAAGAUCGACUCUGGAACACUAUCCACGAAACUGCACAAUGGGGUGCUACUCCAGAUGGAGGCAUCCGUCGCCUCGCACUGACUGAUACGGACAAAGCCGUACGCGAAUGGUUCGUCUCCACGACGCAGUCAUUAGGAUGCACUGUGAAAGUCGACGAGAUGGGCAGCUUGUUUGCUACGCGGGCGGGCAUCUCCACUUCUCUUCCCCCCAUCGGAAUUGGGAGCCAUCUUGAUACCCAGCCGGCCGGUGGCCGCUACGAUGGGAUUCUGGGCGUCCAGGCUGGCAUUGAGAUCCUGCGGGUCCUCGAGGAAAACGGACACCAGACAUAUGCGCCGCUUGCGGUUAUAGACUGGACAAAUGAGGAAGGUGCUCGGUUCAACACCGGCAUGGUUUCAUCUGGCGUCUGGUCUGGCCGGUACGCUCUGGAUUACGCUCACGCGCUUCCGGCUGCUGAGGACAAGACCAAGAAGGCGACAUUGAAGAGCGAGUUGGAGCGGAUCGGCUUUCUGGGAAGCGUACCCGCGUCGUACCAGGCGAAUCCUCUGAGCGCGCAUUUCGAGCUGCACAUCGAACAGGGCCCCGUUCUUGAAGAUGAGGGUAAAAUGGUUGGCGUGGUAACUGGCGUGCAGAGUAUGGGCUGGCUUAUUGUCACGGUCCACGGGAAGAACCAGCAUUCAGGCACCUGCCCAAUGGCCCGACGGGCUUGUGCCCUCACAUCUGCUGCCCGCAUGAUAUCGCGGGUGGAGGAGAUUGCCCUUGCUGCAGAUGGCCUCUCGACUGUCGGAGUCAUCAACUCGUGGCCUCAAUCGCCAGCAACCGUGCCGCAUAAAGUUGUUUUCAGCGUCGACUUGAGCCACCAUUCCACCGAGGUGCGAGAACGCAUGAUUGCCGAGACGAGUGCAGAAUUCGGCCGAAUUGCCCAGGCAAACAAAUGCACAGUUGAGAUCGAAGACAUAUGGAACAGUCCGGCCGUGCAGUUCCAUGAGGAUUGUAUCAGCUGUGUGCGCGAGGCAGCGCGGAACGCAGCCGGAGAGGACAAUGUAAAAGAGAUGAUGGCAGGUGCCGGCCACGACAGUGUACACACAAGCGACCGUUGUCCAACGAGUAUGGUGUUUGUGCCGUCCAAAGGAGGCAUUUCUCAUCACCCUGACGAAUAUUCUUCUCCGGAGCAAUGUGCUCUUGGGGCGCAAGUGUUGCUUGAAAGUGUGCUGCGAUAUGACGAUCAGUUGAAGAAGGCUGCACUUUGA